Centruroides sculpturatus (bark scorpion) is the source of this 2936-nucleotide messenger RNA. Its product is annotated as zinc finger protein 280C-like. The record is from RefSeq and is a predicted model, not a curated record. NCBI's taxonomy places the organism in Eukaryota, Metazoa, Arthropoda, Arachnida, Scorpiones, Buthidae. Bases 222 to 2840 code for a protein of 872 amino acids. The transcript has 11 exons. Gene Ontology annotation, molecular function: sequence-specific DNA binding.
AUUGACGUCAUCGACAGGCUACUGUUAUUGUCAGUGAGGCCACGUGUUUGUUUUCGUGCAAUUACUAUUCCUUUGGAAUUUAGUGCACCAGGCAAGAAAAAAUAAGCCUGUUUUCGUAAUAUUAUCCUGCAAUUAUAUUUUUUUUAUACAAAUUUCUAUCUAAGAACUGUAGUUUGACCCAUUUGAGAAGGCCUAAGCUUAAGACUAGUUUGCAAGUGGAAAUGCCUUCCAAAUGUAGUAUAAUUGGGUGUAGAUCUAAUUACAGAAAGGAAGAACAGCAUGUUACUGUUUAUACUUUGCCAAGAAAGGAACCAAAUAGGACAAAAUGGUUAGAUGCAAUUCCUACUGAUUUCUCUGGGUUGAAAAAUCCCAUGGUUUGUAUAAAACAUUUUGCUGAAUGUGAUAUUAUCAGAAGAGAGAGUUACUUUGUCAAUGGCGAACUGGUAUCGUAUCGUAGAAGGAUACCAAAAUUGAGGACCGGCGCUGUACCUUCCAUCUUUCCCAAAUUGGAAGACUGGUACCAGUAUACUGCGCAUUAUAGAAAUUGUAGAAUGAAGCAUAGGAAAAGGCCUAAGAAUGAACACUACUUGAGUAGUACGAAUAUUGUUGAACCUAAUUAUCUUAAUUCUCUUAUUAUCCCUUAUAAGGAAAUAGAGAACAAUAUAAAUUUUGACAUAUUUUCCAAUAAUGUAAAUGAGGAAAUUAUAAUUAGUGAUAAACAUGAAGAUAAUAUUGAUUUAAUGAUGGAAUGUAGUGAGGAUGUAUUAUCAGAGAUACAAGAAAAAGCAUUCUGGAAAAUUGAUCAAGAACUUUAUAACAAUUGUGAGAAUUUAGAAUUAGAAAAUGGUUAUAUACCUAAUAGUUAUGUGUCUGAUAGUUCAAUUGAAAAUAACUGUUUAAAAUCUAAAAAAACAUUUAAUUCUGUUUUACAUUGCAAAUCUAACUCUUCGCAAUCUCUAGUUCCUACUUCAUUAUCGUCUUUCGAAAAGAAAUCUCAGGGAAAGGAAGGUCAUAUUCCUCAAGUUUCCACAUUCUUGCCUAAUAACAAUUUACUACUCAAUACAGCAAAUACUACAAGGAAUCAAGUUAAUGAAAAUAGUUCUUGCUUGGUUUUCAAAUCGACAGACCGUACUCUGGAACCACCAGUCAUGUUUCUUCCAGAAGGCGUACUCAUUGAUAAUCCCAAUGCGUCUUUUCAACUUGUACAAACAUCUGAGCAGCUUUCCAAAUUAUUAUCCAAUACUGAUAUAAAAACUGAAAGGCAAUUAUUCAUUCCUGAAAAAUUGUUGGAGUCAGAAGCAUUCAAGACAGUUACAAAUGGAAAUGUUGAUACGCUAAUUGAAGGUUCAGAUAAGGAUAGCUCGGAAAGUUCUGAAAGGGAAAGCUCAGAAUGUGAAGUUCAACAAGAAAUAUUACAGAAGAGAAAAAACAAAGACAUUUCAAGCCCUAAAACAGUUAGGAAUGAAGAAAAACAGUUGAAAAUUAAAACUUGUUUACCAGAAUAUAAAACACAAAACAAAGAAAUUUUAAAAACUUAUGCUAAAGAACUUAUUGCUCUAGAAAGGCAUUAUUAUGCAUUUAAAGAUCCAAAUGAGAAGGAAUUGGAAAAUUUCAUGAAAGAAGAUAUUAUAAUAAAGUGUUACAUAUGCAAGAUUGUUCUACUGAAUAAUAUCAAAGUGAUGAAUCACAUUAACACCCAUAUUAAUGACCAAAGUCUAUGUGAUCUGCCUUUAGAUAAUCCAGUUGAAUGCAAUUAUUGCCUUAGUAAAUUUAACACUCCUUUUGAUUUGCAUUGCCAUUUACAGUCUGUUCACUGGAAUGAGGAUACAUUACUUUGUCGAAUAUGUAAUAUAAAUUUCCAUCAAUUUGAAGAUCUGUUAUCUCAUAUGAAAAUUUUGCAUAUUCAAUAUGAAAUGCCAUAUAGUUGUAAGCUCUGUCAAUAUCGUUCCUCUGUUUAUCAAGACAUCAUAAUACAUUUUUAUGAGACUCAUAACAGAACCGAAUGGAUGUUAUGUUACUAUUGUUUGAAAGUUUUCCAUAUAAAAUUGUCCAAAAAUGGAAUUGGCUACACAAAAGACUAUUUCUAUCACCUGCAAAAGCAUCAAUUGAAAACUGCAAUGAGAAAAUGUUCUCAUUGUUGUUUAAUUUUUCUUAAUAUUCAAGAACGUAAAGAACAUCAACUAAAUGAUCAUAUACCAAUGAUUUACGAGAAAGGAGUUCAUCCGUUCGAAUGCAUUUCCAACAAAAAUCAAGGUGAAAAUAUUGUUGAAAAACUAAACAAUGAAUUAAUUGAUACAGUAGAUACAUCGCAUAUUGCACUUUUUGAUUGCUGUGAAUGUGGUUACUCCAUAAUGCCUAAUCAUUUUGGAAAUUGUGUAACGUGUGGAUCUUGUCACUAUUCGACUUGUUGUCGUAAAGCUAUAGUUCAUCACAUGGUAAAUCAACAUUCGAAUGCAAAAAAAGUUACAGCAAGGAAAUUUAAAUCUGUCAGAUCAGAAUUUCUUAUGUUAUGUAAAUGUGGAUAUUCAUCAUAUAAUGGAAAUUUAACAGCAAAACAUUUAGUAGAAUGCAAUAAGACAACUUGCCGAGUUAUUCCUUCCUCUAAAAACAAUAUAUCGAUUAGGAAAGAAAUAAUAGACAAGCCUGUACAAGAGAGGACGUUCUCCCAAUCAUCCGCAGAAUAUAAAAUUCUGGAAGAAACCAGCGAAUCUGUAAAUAACAAUGAUGAUGAUAAACUAAAUAGAAAACCCUACAACAUUAUAAUUUUAAGGCACGUUCCAGAUUCUAGUAAAAUAGAAACAAAUUCUCAGAAGGAUGAUAACAUUUUAGGUAAAAUUUAAUAUUAAAAUAAAUGAUUUUAGAUUAUAGUUUGUUUAUUAUAGUAUUUUUAACUUAAAAAUAAUUAACAAAUUGGAGAAAAAUUGAAAAGAAAAAUA